GAGACAAAUACGAAUCAACACUUUUUGUGUCACCUUAGUAGCCAAAAAGCAAAGAUUCAUCUAGUUAAAAAAAAAAUGCAGUUCCUCUUUAGUUUGUCUUCUUUUUCUUCUUCGGCUAUAGUAUUGUUUAGUCUCAUUGCCUUUGUUCUUUUCUGCAACACCAAUGCUGUUUUAAGGCUACCACAAAAUAUUUCGGUGCCUGCAGUUAUAGCUUUUGGAGAUUCAAUCGUGGAUACAGGCAACAACAACCAUCUAAAAAGUGUAGUUAAGUGCAAUUUCGCUCCGUAUGGGAACGAUUUUAGUGGCAAAGUUCCAACAGGUAGAUUCGGCAAUGGAAAGGUCCCAGCAGACCUAGUAGCUGAGGAAUUGGGAAUUAAAGAGCUUGUGCCAGCAUAUUUAGAUCCACAGUUGCAACCUCAAGAGCUCAAGACAGGUGUAUGUUUUGCUUCAGGUGGCUCAGGAUAUGAUCCAUUGACACCCAAAAUAGCGUCGGUCCUAUCUUUGGACGAUCAAUUGAGAAUGUUCAAAGAAUACACAGGGAAGCUUAAUGGAAUUGUUGGAACGGAGAGGACAAAGUUCAUCUUGGCCAAUAGUUUAUAUCUCGUGGUAGCAGGUAGUGACGACAUUGCCAAUACAUAUUUUGUUGCUCAUGCACGAGAAUUGCAGUACGAUAUCCCUUCUUACACUGACCUUAUGGCCAACUCUGCUUCCGAAUUCUUAAAUCAAAUAUAUGCGCUAGGGGCGCGAAGGAUUGCAGUAUUCAGUGCACCGCCAAUAGGAUGUGUGCCAUCACAGCGAACUCUGGCCGGAGGAUUACAUAGAGGGUGCGCAGAUAAGUACAAUGAAGCAGCAAAGAUGUUCAACUCAAAACUUACUGCCAAGAUAGACUCCCUUAACAGGAACCUGCCCAAUAGUAGGAUUGUCUAUAUUGACGUUUACAACGCUCUACUUGAUCUCAUUGAAAACCCUGAAAAUCAUGGCUUCCAUGUUGUGGAAAAAGGGUGCUGUGGUACAGGGGAUAUAGAGGUAGCUAUACUGUGUAACCCAGCAUCUCCCAUUUGCAAAAAUGCGUCUGAUUAUGUAUUUUGGGAUAGUUAUCAUCCCACUGAAGCAGCAUACAAAGCCCUUAUAUCUCCACUCCUCCAAAAGUACCUCAGUAGCUUCUUCUGAGGCAACCAACAUAGCCAAAGUCUCUUCAAGUCGAAUUGCACCACGUACUCUUAUUUAUUUCAAUUGGCUCGUCUAAGUCAUAUUUUCAAGUUCAAUGGCGAUUCCGGCUUUUCAUUCAUGAUAUAUAAAUAUAUGUCAAUUUAGAAUUGGAUUGUUUUCCCCCUACUAUUGUAACCAUAGUUGGUCAUGGUUUCCACAAUAAAACAUUGUGGUACGUACCGUAUUAGUUUCAUACAUCUGUACGUACGGUAUUAGUUUCUUACAUGUGUGUUUCAAUGAGUUGAAGUAUGUAACAUUAUAUGACUAUUUAAGUAUUCUACAAAUUUGGCUCCACUUAUUACA
Quercus robur (English oak) is the source of this 1512-nucleotide messenger RNA. RefSeq names its product GDSL esterase/lipase EXL3-like. The transcript is spliced from 5 exons. The record is from RefSeq and is a predicted model, not a curated record. Gene Ontology annotation, molecular function: lipase activity. NCBI's taxonomy places the organism in Eukaryota, Viridiplantae, Streptophyta, Magnoliopsida, Fagales, Fagaceae. Gene Ontology annotation, cellular component: extracellular region. Bases 76 to 1170 code for a protein of 364 amino acids. Gene Ontology annotation, biological process: lipid metabolic process.